Molecule: messenger RNA, 531 nt
Organism: Lodderomyces parapsilosis
Lineage: Eukaryota; Fungi; Ascomycota; Pichiomycetes; Serinales; Debaryomycetaceae
Gene: MTR2
Product: Mtr2p
Exons: 2
Coding region: 1-531 (176 amino acids)
Source: RefSeq, a predicted model, not a curated record
AUGAAUCAAGAUAUAACGCAACCUAUUGAGCCAUUUCUCAAAAACCUUUUGUCGUCGUUGGAUGCACAGUACAAUUCACCCGGUCAAUCGUUUACCAAUGUUGAAUCAUAUGCUACUCAAUUUGGCUCUAGUCUUAAACGAGAGGCGGCUAUAAUAGUAAACGGCACUCCUAUUGUUCCUUCACAAGUAGAAGAUGCCAAACUACAGUUUCAAAAGAAAUGGUUGAGUAUGCCCAAUUCUUCGCAUCAAUUGACUAGCUUUGAUUGCCAUUUGAUACCAGGAACAAACACAUUCAUCAUCAAUUUUUCAGCGAGGGUUAAGUUUGAUCAAAGUGGGAAAAACAGGCUAGGUGAAUCGGCGGACUUGAUUCAACAAAACUCCAUUGUCAAAACUGUCAGACCGAUUUGGGGCUCAUGGUUUGGUGUAAAUGGCAUCUUGGUCAUUGAUAGUAAUCUCAAUGGACAGGAGAUUAUAAAUAGUUUUGAUUAUAGAUUUACAUAUGUUCCAAAGGAUACAACUUUAGUAGUAUAA